CCACGAUUCGGGUGGGGGCUGUUGUAUACUGCCAGGGACUGACCACACAGUACCAGUAGUGUGAUAGGGUGACCCAGGGCCCUUUCAGUGCGGCCACCACAGAGACCUCCGUAACCUGCUCGUACAAAUCUUAAACAGCACAGCCAUGCUGCAAAUAUUGAAGCAUGCACGCCUUGUAAGUGGACAAGUCUGUGCACCAUCAAUUAGGUUUCACAUGACAGUGGAGGAUAAAUCAGGAACCAUGUUCAUGCUUAGAAGGUGCCUGGCUUCGGCCGCCUCUGCACGGGUGACUGCUGGCAUGCAGGCUUCGGCAGCUCACUACAGCACAGGCAGCGCCGAGUCGGAGCAUGGGACAGGCCUUCGGCGUCACGUCAUCCUGCUGGGGACUGCCCUUGGUGUGGGUACAGUUAUGGCCCUGGGACUGUAUCAGAACUUACAUCAGGUGUCUCAAGCCAAGGAAAAGGCAGCCCUGAUGCCCAGCCGCUCAGAUGCAGAGAUGCCUGUGAAAGCCAUCGAAUCGGUCGCAGUGACAGAGCUGCCGAUCUACACAGAGGCGGAGGUGGCCAAGCACCGCACUCCCGCGGACAAGAUCUGGGUGUCGUACAAGGGUGGUGUGUAUGACAUCACCGCCUUCGUGGAGCUGCACCCGGGCGGGGACAAGAUUCUGCUGGCGGCCGGCGGGGCCUUGGAGCCGUUCUGGGCCAUGUACGCCGUUCACAACAACGAACACGUGCUGGAGAUCCUGGAGGAGUACCGCAUCGGCCGCUUGGACCAGAGCUCCGUUACGGUGGCGUCUUUGGACCUCUCUGACCCGUACUCAACUGAUCCUGCGCGACUACCGAUUCUCCGAAUCAACAGCCUCAAGCCCUUCAACGCCGAGCCGCCGUCGCAGCUGCUGGCGGACACGUACCUCACCCCGAACGCGAUCUUCUUCAAGCGCAACCACCUGCCGGUGCCCGUAAUCGACCCAGAGACGUAUCGCCUCGAGAUUCAAGGGCUUGGCAUGAAGAAGCCCAUCAGCCUCUCGCUGCACGACCUGAAGAGCAAAUUCAAGAAGCACGAGGUGGUCGCCACGCUUCAGUGCGCGGGAAACCGCCGUACGGAGAUGAACCGCGUGCGGCAAGUGAAGGGCCUGGAGUGGGGCAUAGCGGCCAUCGGGACGGCUCGCUGGGGUGGGGUGCUUCUGCGCGAUGUGCUGCUCUAUGCCGGUGUGAAAGAAGAUCAGCUUCCACAGAACGGGCAUGUGCAAUUUGAGGGCCUGGACAAGGACGUGACUGGCAGUGCGUACGGGGCGUCUGUGCCGCUGCACAAGGCCCUGGACCGCCGUGCCGACGUUCUGCUUGCCUACGAGAUGAACGGCGAGGAGCUUCCCCGCGAUCACGGCUUCCCGCUGCGCGCCAUCGUGCCCGGCAUCGUGGGCGCCCGCAACGUCAAAUGGCUGGGCCGCGUGCUGCUCAGUCAUGAUGAGAGCCUCAGCCACUGGCAGCAGAACGACUACAAGGGCUUCUCACCUUCCGUCGACUGGGACACCGUUGACUACAAAACUGCCCCAGCCAUACAGGAGCUCCCGGUGCAGUCGGCCAUCACGGAGCCUGUGGAUGGCACGGAGCUGACGGAGAAUGCGGAUGAGGUGACGGUGCGCGGAUAUGCAUGGAGCGGCGGCGGGCGCAGCGUGGUGCGUGUGGACGUGUCGCUGGACGGCGGACGCACGUGGCAGACGGCGGAGGCUGCUGCCCCCUCCAACGACUCGGGACCGCAGGACGAGGGUCGCGCGUGGGCCUGGAAGCUGUGGAGCCUGACGGCACCCAUCCCGAACGGGCAGCGCAACCUGGAGAUCGUCUGCAAGGCGGUGGACAGCACUUACAAUGUGCAGCCCGACUCAUUUGCACCCAUCUGGAACCUGCGUGGCGUGCUGGCCACCGCUUGGCACAGGGUUAAUGUCAAGGUGCCGAGUAACGAGAAGAAAUGAGGUACCCCCCAGACAAGGGUAUCUGCGCUUGGCUUUCAUUCAAUAAAAAGUCAACGUUUUCUUCCUUGCUCAUGCGAGUAGGGGGACGGGCUUGUCUCCACUGGCAGUCCUUGUGAGGCAGUGGUGGAAAUUCCAUAUUCUUAUGGUAGGGGUCAUUUCCUCCAUAGGAUAGUCACUGUUGAUUUCCAUAUAGUGAUGCUCAUUGCAAGCUGCAAACAAGGUGUGUGUGACAAAAGGAAAGUAUGAAUGAGUUACUCAUAGAGCUAUAGCUUUGUUAGGGAUAUUGGCUUUUGUUCCCCUUUAAUAAGGUGCAGAUGAAUAAGCUCAUUAAGCUAUGCUUGAAAUUCCUAAAAUCAGUUGCAACGCACAGUGCAGAGCCUGGUUCUUUAAAUUUGUGCAAAUGAUAAACCACGCAUAAUUGUUUUUUGUUACACUUUAGUGUGAACGAUUAUAUAUAGUGUGAAUGAUUGGUAUUUAAGUGUUUACACCAAACAAGCUAAUCAUGUUUAGUCAAUUAUCUACUGAUUUAAGUAAAUAGCAAAGAACACCUCAAUGGAUGUGCUAGGAUCGCUCUUAAAUUACAACUAGGAUUUAUAUAGCAUCCAAAUUCAGCCACAUCGCGACACACAUUUCAGGAUGCUGUAAGCAUUUAAAUACAUUUGAUUCAUAAGGUGCAAUAGAAAAUAAUUAUCACAAAAAUAAUGUAAUGUAAAUGUAACAUAUAUUUACGCGAUCUAACCCAAAAAAAAUCUCUUAAGGAUAUUGGUCGCGAAAGCCAACGUGUUAAAAAUAUUGAUGUAUUAUACAUGUAUUCUUUUUUCACAACCUACAAUUCUGGCAUUCCAUUGGCAAUCUUAAGGUGUAUACUUCUGAUCAAAUACACAUUGGCCUCUUGUUAUUUCCAUUUAACCCAAUUUCCAUUUUCUUAAAAACUCGUUAAUUGUUAUAGAGUAAAGUGUGGUUAUCUUUUCACCUCUUGUGGCCUAUCUACUGUCUAUAAAUAAAAUAUAUUCAUUCAAAGAAGCAGACCUGCUAAUAGCAUUGCAGUUACGUGCCUGACUGUGUAUUGCAGCUUGGUAAACACUUUGGCGCAGUGUAAGCAGUCAAGACGUAGUCCAUUAAUGUACCACAGCUUAAAUAUUGAUUUGAGCGUUCUUAUAAAUAGAUACUGCCUACAUUUUAAGAUGAUCAAAUUUGGUUCAAUUGACCUGGCAUACAUUGACCCACACGUGCAAAGAUAUUGAACGUCUACAAACAUGACGGCAGGAACUUCAUGAGCAGCCUUAUCACAAGAAUGUAAUGAGCAUUGAAUUUUCACAGCCAUGCAAUUAAUGUUGCAUCAGUGAUAACAAUGAGACAUUCUACCCACGAAAGUGUUUUUAGGUUGUACGUUCGGUGCGUGUUGUAGGUAGUCAAGUGUCAUUGUCCAUGUUGGAGGAGGGCAUGGCAAAGAAUGCCAAUUGAGGUUUGCCAACCUCUGUCAGUGUUGAUGAAUGUCAAAUUCCAACCUUGAAUGCCUUGAUAAUUUGACUCAAACGCGAUCUUUCAUAUAAACCCCCUCCUAAUCCUCGACACCUCUCCCCCAUUUCUCCGUGUACAUCUCUUAACUCUUUGAUACUAUUUUAUUCCGGGGAUCUUAGGAAUGUUCCUUCCUCGGGAAUCGUGGCAGAGCAGGUGUAUUGAGUGUUGUAUUUGCGUUGGAGGAAACCAGAGUGUGAGAAGAUCCAUGCAAAAUAAAGGGACAACAGAUACGUCAUCAACCUGUCUUAAUACAGUACGUGUGCUAAUAUAGCAAAGCGUUGUAGCUAAAUCUGCAGCGAAUGAUGAAAUGUGACUCGCGGAAGUAAUUAUUCGCAGUGUUUUUUUUCUGGUAUGUAGUUUGUGUUGUCUGCUGUGUAGUCUGACAUAGUGAAUGUGCAUUUAAGGGCGUGUUUAAUACACUUAAUAUUUUUACGGAUAAUGCCGAUAUGGACACAUUUCUUUAGUCCUUUGCCAGACUUUCGAAUACGUGUGAUAUAGUAUAUUGAACAUUUAAUCAGUUUAGAUCAACUAAUGUUAAAUACUCAAAUUGAUUAUCCCCGGAUCACGAGAGAUGGGGAUUGCAUGUGGGGGUCUUUAUAUAGCAAUGGAUAGAGAGUGGCUAAUGAUGAUGAAGAUGACGAAACAUUUACUGGAAAGGCUGAAGCCUAUUCAUUUUUUCAAUCAUGAUUAUGAAGAGAUGAAUAAUAAUGCAUAUCAAUCAAUCUUAAUUUUAUGUGCCAAUAUCGCCCUUCAGUAAAGUUGGCAUCAGUGCACAUUACAGCGGAACGGGAACGGUACGGGGGCAUAGAGCAGCAGGAAUGAAAAAAAAGAAACCCGUCGUGACCGCAGCGGCUAACAUUGACUGAGCAAAGUUAAUUGCAACCGCGCGCAAAAUAAAGUGCAAUCGUGCACAACGAAUAGCAUAUGAUAAUGAUAACAUGGAGGUGAUAAGUAUGAUGUUUAGCUACUACUUUUGGCACAUUUCCGCCGAUGCCGUCACAGCAGCAAGGUGCAGCACAUAACACAUACACCACACCUCUUCCGCAUCUUCCUAUUGUUUUAUUGUGCUAAGAGGAAGUACCUGGAAUUACCUGCCAGCAAGUGAGAAACUCUUCCUAUUCUCGGAAAAUUAUCAAUAAAGAGGCCUCCUGUGGCAGGUUCAUCUGUUCUGCGACGGUCUGAGGGUGAAAUGUCAUAUUGCAGAUGAUUAAUGCUGCUGCUGCUGUCUGACUCGGCCCGAUCACACAUGCUAAAUACUUAUAUUUGCUAUUUACUUUUUGUGGAUAAAAUGAUUUAUUUUCUCAGAUAACAGGAUGAGAAAUCAUCUUGUCCACAAGGUGUUUUUUCUGUAAGCAGCACACUCGUUCUUUAUGCAUAAGGAAUUUCAGUGUAACCUAAAGGGUAUGUUAAUGUGUAAGCUAUAGACGUUAAGGCUGUAUGGGGGAUCUUUGUUUUCAAAUGUUUAAUGUGCACAAACUAAUAUACUUAUUACAACUCUUGGCGAACGCUAACCGAUUCUAAUACCUGUUGAUUUUACGGAAUUAUAUUUUGCAACUAUAUUAGAAGCGGUACAUCGGUUUAUUGACAUUUCAUUGUCAUCAGUGUGUGUAUACAUUUUUGUUAUAAUUUAGUGCCACCAAUAAUAUGAACACCAGGCCAGUGUUGUAGAAGAAAAGCUAUUGAAUUGCUGUGGCUCGGUAAUUACUGUCCAGCUUGCCACAUCGUAGACUAUUGAGGUAUAUUAUAUUUAAUUUAACUCUGCAAACAAAACAUUUACUUCACAGCAAACCUGCACAAUGAAGCAACGUAACAUGUUUUGCGUAUAAAGCACAGCGUACAGAUUAUAAAUUAAAAUUUUGUUGAAAAAAUGAAUUAUUGAUUAAGCUCCAUGAUAUGCCUUUCACACGCUUAUUUUGGAAAUAAAAUGGAAAGAAAUCUA
Molecule: messenger RNA, 5429 nt
Organism: Lethenteron reissneri (Far Eastern brook lamprey)
Lineage: Eukaryota; Metazoa; Chordata; Hyperoartia; Petromyzontiformes; Petromyzontidae
Gene: SUOX
Product: sulfite oxidase
Biological process (GO): sulfur compound metabolic process
Cellular component (GO): mitochondrion
Molecular function (GO): molybdenum ion binding; molybdopterin cofactor binding; sulfite oxidase activity
Source: RefSeq, a predicted model, not a curated record